UGGUCAGGACCAGAACAUUCCUAACUUCGCACUUUCAGACGGAGUACAGUACUUUCGUAGACGGGAAGCGCCAUACAGACCGACAGAGUGGAGACGUCAAAGCGGAGUGGAGCUCUGCCUCCACUGCAUCCAAUGUCUGAUGAGACGUCGUCGGGUCUCGAUGAACAGUCUGACAGCACGCAAUUAAAGGUGCUUCCGGGAAGACUGGGGACUUCCGCUGAUCUCGAAUGCAACGAAAAUGAACAGACAUCUGAUUCCAACGCAGGUGGUGAGAAUUCGUCCGUCAGGCCACGCUUGUCUAGGUACCAAAGUUUCACGCAAAGGACUCCGACAACUUGGGAAACGGACACCGUAUCGCGGGAAGAUAUCCCUGUACUAUCGACAUCGACUGGCCCGACAGAGGAAAACACCAGGGUAUUUACCCCUGGCCGGACAGAGGAAAAUACCAGGGUAUUUACUCCAGGCCGAACAGAUACAGAAUCGCAGGUUGAGUCUUUUCAGUCGCCGCCAUUGGUGCAGCGAUCGUCUUUGAAGAAAAAUGGCUCUGCUGGUGAUAAACUCCGAGUUUCAAGAGUACAUCCGAUGCUUUCGAAUGGUGAACCGAGUGACGCAUCGGAGAGUCUUUCAAAUUUGGCAGAGCUAGACAUGGCAAAAUUGGUGCAUACCAAGUUGUCUCUACACAAAGUACACAUUGCAUCAAGGAAUAACUACGCCGUGGCAGCAAAACCGCAGCAGCAAAACGACCCGUCAGUCCAUCGCAUGAUCUACUUUCGCACGAAGAAAGAGGUCAGCGAUUUGUUUUACUUGCCACCGGUGUCAUUAUGGGGUCGUCGGUUCGACCGCGCCGUAUUUAUUCUCAUUUUGUUGGGAAUUGCGGACCUGGCCAUCGAAACGUGCGAUGGGCCGAACCGGGGGAGUACCGAUCCAGGAUAUCCUUAUCUACCGACUGAGGCGCAACACGAAAUUUAUGACGGCUUAUUAGCGGGGUUUUUCACAUUGGAAUUUCUCGGACGUAUUAUUCAGACAAGAAGCAUUCGAGCAAUUGCUCGUGAUCCAUACAUGUGGUUAGAUUUGCUUGGGAUUUCUCCGUGGUAUAUUAUGCAAGUUUUGGAACCUUUGAAUGUGGAAGCUGAUAUCGAACGCCGCGUGAGCCAACUUAGACUAGUUCGCACAGUGCGCUUGGCAUUUAUUUUGCGGCACAAUGAGUCGACAAAAAUCAUUUACCAGGCCGUAAGGGCCAGCCUCCGACCUCUGAGCAUCACCAUGUUCUUCCUAUUCACGUUGGUUAUGAUACUUGCUACAGCAAUUUUCUACGCUGAACCCUGCUACAACGUGGAAACUUGCACAUUUACUGAUAUCUUCAACUCGGCGUAUUUUGUUAUGGUCACGGUCGCAACAGUGGGCUAUGGCAACCAAGUACCAUCUUUGAAGAAUCCAGGCUCACUCAUGCUGACGAUGAUCGCAAUGAUUCUUGGACAGAUCUAUUUCUCGAUGCCUGUGGCGAUUAUCGGCAAUAAUUAUCAGCUGACAUACGAGAGUUUUCAGUUGGACAAGAAAAAGAAGAAAGCCCGCUUUCUAGAUGCGUCGCUUUCUCCUUUUGAUUGUCAAAAACUUCAUAACCACGCCAAGCGACUUUGUGAUAUUCAGUACCAUUUAUUGAACUCGUGGUCAAUUCUACACAGCCAUAUCCACAACAUGACGCGUUCAGCUACCGAAUCCAUGACAAUGACAAUGGAAAUGCUUGCAAAUGAGGCUGAUCGUCUGGAUAAAAUUAAGGAAGGCAUUGACCGCUUACUGGAGGUCCAUGCAGAAGCCGUCACACUGCUACAAGUAUUUAUUCCUCACCGGAAAAGAUCACUUCACUUGGAUCUGGAUACUAACUCACAUGGUGUGCUGGGUAGUAUGUAUGCAAAGGCAAAGAAGGCUAUAACCAAGGCGAAGAUAAGAUCAGGCCACCUUUCAGGUGUUGUCGACCCAAUUACAGCGUCUCAGACGCUCAGAGGCCGGGUGUGGUUGCUGGUAGAAGUACCAGAUUCAUCUCGGCUUGCUGCUAUAGUGAACCAAGCAAUGGUCGGGUUUGCACUAGUCAGCAUCAUGUUUUUCUUUUCAGAGUCGUUGCAGGAGCUGGCAGCAAGUGGUGUGGAAACGAAUGGCUGCAGAUCUGUUGUUGAGAGUUAUUGCAGAGCAACAGGGUUCGAUGACCUGGAUCCUGCGUGUUUUGUACGCUAUGACAAUGGUACGAGUGAUUUCACUGGUCGACUUCAUUUCUCCUGCUCUAGCGCAACUGAAUCACCGCAGUGCUAUGGGAACGGAUUGAAUUUUGGAUCUUUGAACGCCUUAGCACUGGAAUGUGUGGAUGCAUUUUUGGAAACUGGUGCCGAGUUGGUGUGUUACCGCCAGCAAUGUCGAGCGUCGUAUAACAUGAUUUUUGACAUGGGACCUUAUUGGAUCUACUUUGAGUGGUGGUUCGGCAUUUGGUUUACGCUGGAGUUGGCGCUUCGAUUUUAUAUAUCACAGAACCGAAAGCAGUUCUGGAGAAAUGUCUAUGUCAUAUUCGAUGUAGUUGCCAUCGUGCCGUUCUUCGUCGAGGUGAUAGAACUUCUAUUCGCACGGAUCCGACCAGGCUACGCAAUUGUUGCCACUUCAUCAUCAUUCAUUUCGGUUAUCCGUGUGCUUAAAAUUUUGCGAAUUCUCAAGCUUACGCGGCAUUUUCGUGGGACUAAAGUGCUGGCAUCCACAGCGAUAAAAGUUUGGAAACCUCUCGUGAUCCCGCUCUUUUUCCUAUUUACGGGAUGUAUUAUUGCUGGCGCAAUGUUCUACGAAAUUGAACGUGGCAAAGAAUGCUUCGUUGGAGAAGUAUGCAUGUGGUGGAACAAGAACGUACUGACACCUGAGUUGGAAGCUGGGCUACCGAUUGGAAAGCGCGUUUUGAUCCAAGAUAAGUCGAAAUCGACAAUUAUCGACAUGAUUCACUCUACGUGGCUCUCAUACACAACACUGACGUCGGUUGGAUAUGGUGAUCAUGUGCCAAGAACCUCCAUUGGGAAGUUCUUCGACAUAUUUGUGAUUAUCGUUGCUACUAUUUACUCAGCGAUGCCGCUAUCGCUAGUAGGCAAGCAGUUCUACUCGUUGUAUGAGAAGCACAUGGAAAAAAUGAUAGUCAAGAAGGGCGGUUCGUCUCAUUCCUGGCGUACGAAAGCUAACAUCUCCAUCGUCUCGCAAUACAAGCAAGCGACCAAACACCCUUCAGCUCGCAAACCGGAACCUUUUACGCUUUCGCAGGAUCAAUUGGUGAUCGCACAAGAGUUUGAGGGUAUGCGACUUACGAUUCUAAACCUCCAGCGCUCAUUGGACGCAACGACCAGUUCCCUUGAUACAAUACAACGCAGAACUUCUUCCGUCCCCAAAGGUGUCAAGGCUUCAGUCACUUCCAGACGGUCCGUGAAUGUGGGCCAACGAACUCCCGUACAUAUCGACAAGUCGAUAGAGCAAAAGAGCUCCGCCAUCCUGGAUUCGUUGAUGCAGUUUUCACAGGUGGUUGAAAAAAUUCAAGACGCUCCUGUAGAUUUUGAGGCGUUCGAGGAAGACGAUGAUCUCAGCAUCUUCCCCGCCGGUCAUUCCCCGCGACCCGUGUCCGACAUGGACGCGCUGGAGGGGGACGACACGUUCCAGCAAUAAUCUCGGCAACAACAAGUAAAACCAAAUAAGAAAAUCCCGGUUUGGAUUUUUGUGAUCAC
Phytophthora nicotianae INRA-310 is the source of this 3737-nucleotide messenger RNA. RefSeq lists its product as hypothetical. Gene Ontology annotation, molecular function: voltage-gated potassium channel activity. The coding region runs from base 133 to 3678 and encodes 1181 amino acids. Gene Ontology annotation, cellular component: membrane. The record is from RefSeq and is a predicted model, not a curated record. The transcript has 7 exons. Lineage: Eukaryota; Oomycota; Peronosporomycetes; Peronosporales; Peronosporaceae. Gene Ontology annotation, biological process: potassium ion transmembrane transport.